Paramecium pentaurelia is the source of this 960-nucleotide messenger RNA. Lineage: Eukaryota; Ciliophora; Oligohymenophorea; Peniculida; Parameciidae. The record is from the annotation of a GenBank genome assembly.
AUGAAUAAUAAAGAUUAUUUGAAAAAAUAACUGGAAUACAAAUCUAAUCUUGUAGGAUAAGGAUUUCAUACAUAAUUAGAGGACAAUAGACAUGCAUGUGUGAACAUAUUUGGUGAAAUAUUAGAGGCUUCAAAUUUUGAUAAUAGUUAACUUUUUCUAUAAUGGAAAUUCAAAAUCCCUCCUGGAUGGGAUUUAGAUGAUAAUGAGUUAUUAGAGUUAGAUUAAAAAGAAUACGAAGAAAUAUAAUUAGAAGAAUGGAAUAGAAUGUACUUAUUCACUGCUAAUAUUUCAGAUAGUCUAUAACACAAUAAUCAAAAGUUAAUACAAUAAAAAAUGAUGAUGGUACUAUUACAUCUAAAGCUCAUUUUUGUUUUCCUUUUGACUUAUAAUUACAAGUAGAUGAAAACGAAUUAAAUUUUGGUAAAUUUCCAUAACUUCUUGUGUAAGUGAGUUCAAUGGAUUCAUGGGAAAGAAAUUAUAUAUAAGGUUAUGGAUUUAUUGAAAUCCCUCAUACUCCAGGAUUUCAUGAACUUACAUUAAAAACCUAUAGACCUAAUGAUGAUCUUUACACUAGAGUAUAUGAAUUCUUCUUAGGAGGAGGCACAAAAGUCAAAGAUUUAGAUUCAAUAUCCAAUUCUGUUUAUUUUGAUAAACAAAAUCAACCAAAAGUUUUAAAUAGAUUUCCAAUUGAUACAGAAAGUUCAGGAGAUAUAAAAAUAAGAGUUAAUGUUUCUAUAUAAAGAGAGUAUUAAUUUUAAUUAUAAAUGUAGAUCCUAUUAAACAAUGAGUAGAAAGAAGGAUUACCAAUAAAAAAAUUAAGAAAUGAAAACCAAAUAUAGGGAAAGAUUGGAAUAUCUAUAAUAAUAAUAGGAAAUAUAGACAGGAUUACCCACAGCAUUAAUUAAAACUGAUAUGGGUUAUGUGAAUAGAUUUCAUACAACUAAUUUACCAUAAUAUUGA